AAAGAGGAAAUGCAGGAAAAAUUAGAUAGAAUGCGAGACAAAUCGGUAUAGAGUUGAGUUAAAUUUAGGAGCAGUUUAUACGGGCGGAGUUUCAAAGAUUUUGCAAUAUCUGCCUAUUAUUAACACCAAACAUCCCCCGCCUUAGCCAAACGCCAGAGAGUUGGCAAAGAGCGCGUGAGCGCGACGGACUGACGGAGGAGAAGAUGGAGUUGCAGAACUCCGAUUCUUCCACUCUUCUGCGACGUCACCUUCUUGAGUUCCUCAUUAACUCGUCCCAGCAACUCCUUGUUCGUCCAAUCGUCAAAUACACCGCGCUUUCCUUCUUUGCCGACCGCUUCCUCCCUUCUAUCUCUCGCUCCAGGCAAGGCGAUUUGUUCGACGAGGCAAGAUGUGAUGGGAGCUGCUGGCUCUUUCGUCCCUUGGCGGAGAGCAACUUGCAGGUCUUCGCUCUAGUUUCAAUUUGGGUUUCCAGCAAAUUGCAUGAAACUCAGCCCCUUUCAGUGAAGAGUUUAAAGAGUUUGGGGGAUAUGGUCAUCAGCGAUCAAUGCUUUACCACUCGGGAUUUCGCCAUGGCAGAGAGUGCCUUUUUAGAGGUGAUGCAAUUUGACAUUGGAGCUUCCCAAGUUGCUUUUAUCUUCCUCGAAGAGCUUCUCGUUCAAUUCAGGGAGUUAUCAAAAGUAGGGAACCUUGUAAGCCUUGAAGUUUGCAUGGAGAUCAUGGAUCUUCUUUAUGAAACAGAGCAGACUUCAAUGCUAUUCAGCUCUCCUCAUGCUCUUUCUGCAUCCAUUCUUGUAGCUGCGUACUUUUUCAUGGUGCCCAAGCAACAGUGGGAGUUCCCUCUUCUUCCUUGGGGAUUUUAUCAUUUGGAUGGAUACUUUCAACGACAAGGAUUGAAAGAGGGGGACAAUCGGAAAAUAUUGCAUAUUUACUAAAUUUCAGUAUUACAUGCAUGAAGUUGGUAAGAGGAAGCAAAUAUUGAAAGAAAAUAUAAUAAAG
This is a messenger RNA of Phalaenopsis equestris, 996 nucleotides long. Its product is annotated as cyclin-J18-like. The record is from RefSeq and is a predicted model, not a curated record. NCBI's taxonomy places the organism in Eukaryota, Viridiplantae, Streptophyta, Magnoliopsida, Asparagales, Orchidaceae.